This is a messenger RNA of Biomphalaria glabrata, 3378 nucleotides long. RefSeq lists its product as uncharacterized. NCBI's taxonomy places the organism in Eukaryota, Metazoa, Mollusca, Gastropoda, Planorbidae. The record is from RefSeq and is a predicted model, not a curated record. The transcript has 6 exons. Bases 148 to 3003 code for a protein of 951 amino acids.
UACCACUUGACUAUGUUUAACUCAUGAACGAACAUCCUGUUAUUGUAAAUGUAGCGACUUGGUCCGCUGUAGAACAAUCAAGUGACAGAUGCAACAAGGAAGUCAAUACUUACAGACAGCGGAGAAUAUUUGUCAAAUUAAAAACAAAUGGCAUUUCUAUUUCUUUUAUAUAAUUUAGUGUUUUUAUAUUGUGCCAAAGGGUGUGAGAUCAGUUUCCUUCCACCAACAGAGAACCUGGUUCUGUCAUUAGGUCAGACAGUCUCAGUGCUGUGUGACGCUCAAUGUUACGGUCAGAGCAAAGUUGUGUCCAUGAGAUGGUCGUACACACAAUCUAAAGAAAGUCAAAAUGACAUCAAGUUCACCAGUGGAGUCAAUGUGACCUUCAACUGUGAUGUCAUGUUGACAGAUCUCUCCCAUCACACGAAAUCAUUGGAAGUGUUUUUUAAAGAUUUAAACUCAACGAAUUUAAAUCUAAAUGAAAUUAAAUACCCAGCAAAAGAGAGACAACCAAGAGCUUCACUUAUUUCCCCUGGAACUCUGUGUUCCUAUCGUGUUCCCUAUGAAACUUGUAUGCUAGAAUUGUUCCAGCCAUCGGGAGAGUCUGCUGACGACAUCUUUAUGUGUCAGAGAAGCUUUGAGCUCGAUCAAAAAGUGCCAAGCAGAGCAGAAUAUACCCCAAAGGGGAAUGUCAAUCAAGAUGGCACGUCAAAAAAGGAAAAACUUGAUGACACGGAGUAUAGUGCUGACGGAAUAUCAGAAGAAGAUGAUACAGAAUAUAGCGCUGACGGUACGACUCAAACGUAUAAAGAGGAUGAUGUCAUUUAUAGCGCUGAUGGAAUAGUGAGUAGGGAUAACAUAAGUGAAUAUACUGACCAGGAGAGGAUAAAUAGGGAUACAAAAGAUGAUACAGUAUAUAGUGCUGAUGGCAAGGUUAAAACGGAUAAAGAGGAUGAUACAGUAUAUAGUGCUGAUGGCAAGGUUAAAACGGUUAAAGAGGAUGAUACAGUAUAUAGUGAUGAUGGCAAGGUUAAAACGGAUAAAGAGGAUGAUACAGUAUAUAGUGCUGAUGGCAAGGUUAAAACGGAUAAAGAGGAUGAUACAGUAUAUAGUGCUGAUGGAAUGACCCAGGUUGCAAACAAGGACCUCGAAGAGUCGAGUGGUGAAAUAGUCAAUGAAGUAGAAAAUAGUGGACAAAGUUCUGAAGCUGUGACAGAUCGAAUGUUUUCGGGAGAUGUUACAACUAGUCUGUUAAAUGAUAAUGAUGACUCUCAUUCUGACUUUACUUUGGACAAUGUUAUUUCCAUUGACGAGACAUCAGAUGUUGAGGUUAUCGUUAAUAAAAGCUUGUUAUUCGAAGAGAGCAUGGGUAGUGGACUUAGCGGUCAUGGAGACGGUGAUACAGUCUAUAGUGCUGAUGGAAUGGCCUACGUGAACAACGAAGUUGAAUUUAUAAACGAUUCUAAUACUGUGGCAAUUAAGGACCUCGAACAGUCGAGUGGUGAAACAGUCGAUGAAGUUGAAACUAGUGGCCAUGGUUUCGAAGUUGUAACAGAUGGAAUAUAUUCGGGAGAGGUUACAUCUAGUCUGUCAAAUGAUAAUGAUGACUCUCAUUCUAACUUAACUUUGGGCAAUGUUAUUUCCAUUGACGAGACAUCAGAUGUUGAAGAUAUAGUUAGUAAAAGCUCGUUAUCUGAAGAAAGCAUGGGUAGUGGACUUAGCGGUCAAGGCUCAGGAGAUGAAGCUGGCAUUUUCACAAGCAUUUCUUCAUCAGGAGAUAACUCUGACCUACUAACUCGACCUUCAGAUAACCAGGGAUUUGAAAUAGAUGAUGUUUCUCUACAAUUCCCAGAAAAUUAUCAGCAUGUGAAUAUUGAAGAAAAACACUCUUCAAACAAAGGCUCUAAUUACACAGGAAACAUUUCCAAUAUUCUACUGAGACUUGCCAACAAUAUUAAUAAAGAAAAUGAAACGAAUAGGCACACACAUGAUAACUUACCAUCUAUCAAUAAAUUACCAGGCAUAAACUCAAACGUUGAGUCAAUACCACCGCGUCAUAAGAGGUCACAGUUUGGCGAAACAAACAUUUUGAUGUACCGUAGGAGACGAAAUAGUCAUUCUGAUGAUUCUGUUUCCUCCAACACAGUUUCAAAUUAUGGAACAUUAGUGACAAGCAACAAGAACUUGUUAAAUUCAACUAGCACUAUUGAGACUACUUCAGAGGAGACAAAAGAAUCAAAAUUUUCAUUAGCUUCAGCACUACCACCAUCAACACCACUAGCAUCAACACCAUCAGCAUCAACACCACCAGCAUCAACACCAUCAGCAUCAACACCACCAGCAUCAACCUCAACUGAAUCAAAGACGAAUACAUCUUCUGAAGAUAUUGCAAUAACUUCUUUAAAAACUCUUACGACAAAAGCGCCAGAAGACGCAACAUCCAAGACACUCAUAGAUGAGACUGUAAGUGCAUCAGAACAGAAGAACAGCGACUGUGAAACGGAGGGUUGUACAGACUGUAAUGAACACAGUUAUUUUGGAAAAUAUGGAGUCAUUGCAUUUGCUCUCUCCCUUUCUUUGGUCUUCCUCUUGGUGUAUACCUUAUUGAUGGUCAUAUUUAUGCCUAGAAUUCUGGCCAAGAGAAAAGCUGGAUCUAAAUUUGAGAGUCAGUCUUCAGUUUACAAGAAAAAAUCUUCUGAUGUUGGCUCACCGACCUAUAUGAGUGAUAUUGUAGCCUGUGAGUUUGAUAAUGGUAUCGAAGGAAAGAAUCUUGAUUCUCCACUACCACGUGAUCACGAGAAAGGUGACGAACAUCAAGAAACAAAUACUGGACCAGCUAUUUCAAGCUUUAUGAUAAGGCUUUCAGUUGCAGCCACCAAUGAGUCUAUAGGAGACCCGCAAGUGACAGUUUCCAAUGAAGCUCCUAAACCCCCCAAAGGCUAUGUGGCUAUUCCUAUUGCUCCAGAAUUAGAUAUGUCUGAACCAAAGGAUACGGUUGAAGUUUGAGUUGUAUUAUCCAGGACCCAAAGACCUUCCAUUCAUAAGUAAAUGAACAGCUAAAAACUUAAUCAUUUGUGACCUCUUUCAAUUGAUAAAAUUCUGAACUCGUCAAAUUAUCGAAUACAUUCUCUCAAUGACAUCUCUAGUUAAUAAGUCAAAAACUUUUUUUUCAGCCAGUAAUCGCACAUUACAUUUAUGGGUUGUUGACCUAUUUCAGUGCACUCUUCAGUGGACACAAAUAUCACUCUUCAGUCUAUGAAGAUCUAUCAAAACAAAACAUUGGCAAUUGUGGCAAUACAUUUUUUAAUAUAUAGAAUUGUUAUGAAAAGAAUAAAUCUGUCUCCUUCUUAUAGAUUAUUACAGAAUUUUUAAAACAAUUUA